Papilio polytes (common Mormon) is the source of this 5362-nucleotide messenger RNA. It is a transcript of the gene sli, whose product is annotated as protein slit. Lineage: Eukaryota; Metazoa; Arthropoda; Insecta; Lepidoptera; Papilionidae. The coding region runs from base 160 to 4737 and encodes 1525 amino acids. The record is from RefSeq and is a predicted model, not a curated record. The transcript is spliced from 39 exons. Gene Ontology annotation, biological process: negative chemotaxis; axon guidance. Gene Ontology annotation, molecular function: Roundabout binding; heparin binding; calcium ion binding.
UUCCAGUCGUCAGUCCGUGUUCGACCGUCGCUGAGAGUCUUGGUUAAGUGUGUGACACAAUUUGUGCUUUUUCUGUGUAAUCCGUGUUUAUUAGUGUUUUGUGACAUCCCAGCCUAUUAUACUUCGUUUCUGAUAUAUAAGAUGACCUAAGUGGCUGUGAUGCGAGGUGCGGUGCUAAGCGUUCUGUUGGCGCUGAGCGCGGCGCUGCUGGCGGAGGCUGAGGGGGCAGGCGCGUGCCCAUGGGCGUGCGCGUGCCGGCCCGGCGCCCUCGACUGCGCCCACCGCGGCUUACUGCACGCGCCUAGACGUCUGCCCACUGACGCGCAUCGACUAGACCUGCAAGGCAACAAUUUGACAAUCAUCUUCCAAAGCGACUUUCAGAAUCUGAACGAACUGAAGAUUUUGCAGUUAUCUGAAAACCAAAUUCACACAAUCGAAAGAGAUGCAUUCUUAGCGUUGGUUUCACUGGAAAGAUUGAAACUGAACAAUAACAGAAUAGGUCAGUUAGCCGACGGCAUUUUCUUGAGACAGAAACACCUGCAGCGUUUGGACUUGAGCAGGAAUGAACUAACAGCGAUCAGCCGAAGAACCUUCCGAGGUCUGACGUCACUCAAGAGUCUACAUCUAGACGGAAACCACCUCAAGUGUAUUGACGAUAAAGCGUUGGAGCAUAUGAAGAGUUUGGAAGUGCUUACACUAAACAACAACAAUUUGACAUAUCUGUCACUGGAACCAGCGUCGGUCGCGCGACUUCACACGCUGCGUUUGACCGACAAUCCAGUCGUGUGCGACUGUCGCGUCGCAAGACUGCUGGUCGCAUUACGAGCGUCGGCAUUCGUCGGUGUUGGAGCCAGAUGCCAAGCUCCAGCCACUCUCAGAGGGGCUCUGCUCACUGAUUUAGAAGACAGCGAUCUCAUAUGCAAUGGACCAAUAGCAGUGACAUCCAGCGAGUGUUCGGCGGAACCUCGUUGCCCGCCUCCUUGCCGCUGCACGGCGGAGGGCACUCUCGACUGUCGGGAGAAAUUGCUUGCGGAAUUGCCCGCCUCUAUACCGCAUCGCACUGUUGAAAUUCGUCUAGAACAGAACGAGAUAACAGAAGUGGGCGCGGGCGCGUUCGUCGCCAUCAAAGUGGUUGCUAGAAUCGACCUUUCAAACAAUAAGAUUGUCAAAAUAGCAGCUGACGCCUUCAAUGGACUUACCAGACUUACCUCUUUAGUACUAUAUGGGAAUAAAAUAAAAGAUUUACCAGCGGGAAUAUUCCACGGAUUAUCAUCUUUGCAGCUGUUAUUGUUGAAUUCAAAUGAAAUUUCGUGCAUACGGAAAGAUACUUUUAGAGAUCUUCAGAGUUUGAAACUACUGUCUCUGUAUGAUAAUAAUAUCCGUUCAAUACCAAAUGGUACAUUUGAUUCACUAACUGGAAUACAGACUUUGCAUUUAGGUCGUAAUCCCUUCACCUGUGACUGCGCACUUCGUUGGCUCGCGGCUUACCUUCGUAAAAACCCGAUAGAAACUUCUGGAGCGAAAUGCGACUCUCCUAAACGACUCGCCCGGAAAAGAAUAGACGCAUUACGAGAUGAAAACUUUAAAUGCAAACCUGGUGAAGAAACAGAAGGUGAUCGAGGCUCGUGUGGCGCCACUGGUGCGUGUCCCGCCGCGUGCGCGUGCGAGUGGGACGCAAGAGGGGUGCGCGUGGCGUGUGUUAGAGCGGGACAGAACGAUGUCCCUCGCGACCUGCCUAUGGCUACACACGUAUUAUUAAUGUCAGAUAAUAAUCUACGUCAAAUCAAGUCGGAUGGACUAUUUGGAAGACUGCCGGAUCUCAAUAAGCUGGAUUUCCGUAAUAAUGGUAUAACAGAGAUAGAAGAUAACGCAUUCGACGGCGCUGCCAACAUGCAAGAAUUGUUGCUAGAUGGCAACCAUCUGGCAACCGUUACUGAUAAAAUGUUCUUCGGCUUGCACAGUCUUGUUACAUUGUCCUUAGCUGAGAAUAAAAUUAAAUGCAUCACUCCCGGAGCUUUCGAUCAUCUAAACUUGCUGAAAACCCUGACGUUGUCGGGCAACCCUAUCCACUGCAGCUGUCACGUGGGCUGGCUGGCGGGCUGGCUGCGCGCGCGCCGCCUCGCCCCCGCCGCCGCCUGCGCCUCGCCCGCAGCGCUGCGUGGCGCCAACAUACCGCAUCUAGAACUCACUGACUUUAAAUGCACGGCGGAAGACAAAGGAUGUUUAUCGGCGGAGUAUUGUCCAGCGGCGUGCGUGUGCGCCGGCACUGUGGUGCGCUGCGCGCGCGCACAACUCACUUCGUUACCGAAUAAUAUACCGAGACAGACUACUGAAUUGUAUUUAGAAUCAAAUGAAAUCACAAGUUUAGAGCCUGAACAAAUCCGUCAUCUCACGCAGCUGACGCGUCUAGAUCUCUCCAACAACAAGAUAGAUGUACUCCACAAUAAUACAUUCGACGGCCUCACCAAGUUGUCUACACUAAUUGUCAGCUAUAACAGGCUGAGAUGUGUUCAGAGGGACGCCCUCAAAGGUCUAACGCAGCUCCGCGUGCUGUCUCUGCACGGGAACAACAUCUCGAUGCUGGCUGACGGCGUCUUCAGAGACCUGGAGUCGAUCUCUCAUGUUGCGCUAGGCUCCAACCCGCUGUACUGCGACUGCGCCGCGCGCUGGCUCUCCGAGUGGGUGAAGAGCGCGGGCGAGUACGUGGAGGCGGGCAUCGCCAAGUGCGCGGAGCCGCCGAGAAUGCGAGACAAACUAGUACUUAGUACUGCUUCUAGUGCAUUUGUUUGUACAGAGAAAGCACCGAGUGAGGUAAUAUCGAAGUGCGACCGCUGCGUGCGGUCUCCGUGCGCCAAUGGCGGCACGUGCAGCGCCACGCGCGCCGGCUUCGCGUGCGCCUGCGCGCGCGGCUUCCACGGCGACACCUGCCAGCAGCGCAUCGACGCCUGCUACGGCGCGCCCUGCCGCCACGGCACCUGCACCCUGCUGGAGGAGGGGAGGUUCCAUUGCUCGUGUUCAGCGGGUUACACGGGGGUACGUUGCGAGGUGGACAUAGACGACUGCGCUGGCCACAUGUGUCAGAACAACGCCACCUGCAUCGACCACCUGGAGGGGUACACAUGUAAAUGUGCUCCAGGGUACAUGGGUGAGUUUUGCGAGACGAAGAUCCCGUACUGCAGCGCGGAGUUCAACCCUUGCGAGAACGGUGCUACCUGCACCGACCACGGCAGCCACUACACCUGCAGCUGCCCGCGGGGGUACGCCGGCACCAACUGCACCCUCAACCCCGACGAUUGCCUCGACCACAUGUGCCAGAACGGCGCGACGUGCGUGGACGGUCUGGAGGAGUACCGCUGCGCGUGCGGCGCGGGCUACGCCGGCCGCUACUGCGAGGCGGCGCCGCACGCCGCGCUCGGCACCUCGCCCUGCGCGCACCACGACUGCCUGCACGGCGUCUGCUACCUGCCGCCACCUGCGGCCCUACAGGACGAUAUAAUGAUGGAGCGACCUCUACUGGGAGCGACCAAUGACUACCUCUGCAAAUGUGCGCCCGGCUACUCAGGCCGUCUCUGUGAAUACCUCACUUCCCUUACUUUCAAUCACAACGACUCUCUCGUGGAGUUGGAGCCGUUGAGGACAUCACCACAAGCUAAUGUUACACUAGUGUUCAGCACCACUCAGCAUCACGGAGUGUUACUGUACUUCGGUGAGAGCGAACAUCUCGCUGUGGAACUCUUCAACGGCAGGAUCAGGAUCAGCUACGAUGUUGGCAACCAUCCUACUUCCACUAUGUACAGUUUUGAGAUGGUCUCCGAUGGCUCUUACCAUAAAGCGGAGUUACUUGCUGUCAAGAAGAACUUUACUUUAAAAGUGGACGACGGUCCUGCGAGAUCUAUCAUUAAUGAAGGUACUAAGGAGUAUUUACGUCUAGACAGACCGAUGUUCCUAGGCGGAGUUCCCGAAGAUGUAGCUAAAGAAGCCUUUGGUAAAUGGCAUUUGAGGAACAUCACUAGUUUUAAAGGUUGUUUGAAAGAGGCGUGGAUAAACCACAAGCGUGUGGACUUCGUGAACGCGGCGCGCACACUGCGCACGGCGGCCGGCUGCGGCGGGGACGAGCCGCCCCCCGCGCCGCCGCCGCACGCGCUGCAGGAAGACGGCGCACACAAACCGGACCCUUGUGUACCCAACCCGUGUGCUCGCGGGGGGCGCUGCGUGCGCGAGGAGGGCUCCGCCUCAGACUACACCUGCAAGUGCCGCGCCGGCACCGCGGGCGCGCAGUGCGAGCUGCGCACUGGCAUCGGAGGCGCUCCGAGUAUAGCUCUAAACAAGCCGCCAAUACGUAAAAUGAUCAGCAACGUGCAAGCAUCGCCAGGUCCUUUCGAUCGACGAAGAAACACAGCAAGAACCAUCGCAGCAUCUCCAGGUCACAAGUUAUCAGGUGAGCAGUCGACUGCGCAGACAUCGCCAGCUCCCGGAGGCUGUAGGAAGGAGGCGACACGUGACACAGUAAGUGAGGGUAACUGCCGCAGCCGGCGCGCGGUGCGCGGGGCUCGCUGCGCUUCGCGCCCGGACACUCGCGCCUGCGGCAAGGGACAGUGUUGCCAGCCAAAACGCACUAAGAAGAGGAAGAUCCGUCUGGUCUGUGACGACGGCACUCGCUACACCAAAGAAAUCGAAAUAGUGCGUAAAUGUGCUUGCGGGAAGAAAUGCGGCAGGACCUCGCCCUUCCUGCUCUAAGCAGGACCACUACCUGUCGUGGUCCUAACGUGGUCCUAACGUGGUCCUACCGUGGUCCUGACGUGGUCCUACCGUGGUCCUGACGUGGUCCUACCGUGGUCCUAGCGUGGUCCUAUCGUGGUCCUAAUGUACUCAACAUAACCCCAUUCAUCCUCUUCUAAUUCAUAUAGCAUUUCGCUUAUCAUAGAAAUUUCAACGAAAUUAUCAAUAGACAAUAAAUUUUUAAAUAUUAACUGUAAAUUGACAUAACGAUAUUUCAAAAAUGGCGGAUUUCAUAUUAAAAUAUUUAUCUGCUUUAUUUUCAAUAAAACAUUAUUUUUGACUUAAUCUAACCUCUUGUUGUCAAAAACGCGCCAUUUUUUUAGAUUUAGAUAUAAAGGAAAGUAGCUUCGGCCUAAACUAAUAGAAAUGUAGAUUAAAUAAAACUUAAUUGUAAACCGAAUUAACAACAUAUAUAAUAUCCUUCGUUAGACAAAACCUAGUCCUUGCAACGUAUUUUUAGUGUUUUAACAUAUAACAGUUAUAAAAAAACUAAACAUCAAGAUAUUAACAAAAUAAAACUGAAUUUGUUUUAGUCGUAGUUCGUAAAAUAACGAUACAAAUUUUGUUCAACUGGUUUUUAAAA